Molecule: messenger RNA, 1146 nt
Organism: Macrobrachium nipponense
Lineage: Eukaryota; Metazoa; Arthropoda; Malacostraca; Decapoda; Palaemonidae
Product: serine proteinase stubble-like
Exons: 7
Coding region: 1-1146 (381 amino acids)
Biological process (GO): proteolysis
Molecular function (GO): serine-type endopeptidase activity
Source: RefSeq, a predicted model, not a curated record
AUGUCUCCCCUGCUGUCACCCAGGGUAGGACAACCAAAUUUCCACUCGGAUUUGACUGUUAUAGAAUAUGAGGAAAUAGAGGACAACGCUAGGGGAUUUUUUAUUUUACACAGUAUACCAACAGUUUCGUGGUCCAAGCUGUUUAUUUCAGAAACGAUCCCAAAUACUGUGUCAAGUCACUCUGGGUAUCAGAACAGCACAGGAAUUACAACGACUGUGUACGUUGCGCCUCUAUCCACUCCCGAUGAAAAUGUAACCUUUCAGUCGCCUGUACAUUCUACUAGUACAUCUACUACAAAGCCUUCAUCUAUUGAUCACGCCGACUUCUAUCCAGAUCUUCGCUGUAAUAUCACAAGAGCAACUUGCAACGACUGUGGUGUUUUCAGCAUCGACACCGCUGAUUCCAGAAUAGUCCAAGGUGUUGACGCAAAGCCGAAUGAAUUUCCAUACCAAGUGCACAUAUUCCUAGUCCUCAACGCGACUUACCGGUGGUGUGGUGGCUCGAUCAUAAACGGACGCUGGGUUCUUACUGCUGCUCACUGCUUUUACCUGGAUUUUGGGUACCCCAUUCUACUAAACUUCUACGAAGUUGGAUAUGGAAAUGUGGACAUCAAUAAACUGAAACGAGUUCGUCCAAAAGAUAGAUUCAUUCACGAGAAAUACGUCCACCUUGUUGAUAAUUUUGCGUACGAUAUUGCACUUCUAGAGCUUGAGGAUGACAUACACACAUCUGAUCCCAACAUACAUUCCAUCUGUUUGGCUCAGGAAGCUGACAUUCCAUUCGGAGGUAAAGCCGUUGUGACCGGAUGGGGAACCUUAGAGUACGGUGGGUCUUAUCCAACAGUUCUCCAGAAAGUGGCCUUGGAUGUUAUAAACACGACCUACUGCGCUUCUUUAGAACAGCUGCCUCAAAAUAUCAACACGGUAGUCUGCGCACUCACAAAUUACAAGGAUAGUUGCCAGAUGGAAAUCCAGACAGUUAUCUUUCCCCGACCUGACGCAAGCUGUCUUGGCAUGAUUCUUAAACCCACAAGUCCCGUCUGCAUGGCACCAUUCAUGGAGUCGAUCCUGGUUGCAGAGGAGCAUUUAGAUGUCCGUGAUGAAACUUCGCAAGAGAAGAUGGCAGUGCCCGACCAAGGCCACUGA